Messenger RNA from Acomys russatus (golden spiny mouse), 612 nucleotides. RefSeq names its product methyl-CpG-binding domain protein 3-like 2B. The transcript has a single exon. NCBI's taxonomy places the organism in Eukaryota, Metazoa, Chordata, Mammalia, Rodentia, Muridae. The record is from RefSeq and is a predicted model, not a curated record. Bases 1 to 612 code for a protein of 203 amino acids.
AUGAUACCUGAGAAACUACAAGAGAAGAGAGACGUCUUGGAAGGCAAGAGAAAGUUCAGGGCCAAAACCAAAACCCGACACAGGGAAACUACCAGAAGUCCUAAGAGGUUGACCAGUUGCAUCUUCCAAAAGCCUCUGUCUAGAAUAACUUCUAACCCUGGGAAUAUCACCAUGAGAAGGAAAGACCAAGAGAACCUGGAGAAACCCCAGCAGCUCUGUGCUUUGAAGAGGUUGAAUGACCAUCACUCUGGAGACAGGAAAGGGAACUUUUUAUAUCUACUGGAUCCUAAUACCCCUGUAAACCAAAGUACACUGGGAAGGCAGGAUGAAGCCAAUGGUGUUAAGGAUCUGCACACUUCCUCAGAGUCCAGCCCUGCCCACCGCCCAUGUUUGGAAGAGGAGAAAAAGGCUACUCAGCAGUCACUAUCUUUCCAUAGUCCAGGGGUAACAAUGCCAGUGUCUCUUCAGCUGUCACCAUCUUAUGACAGAAGAGGAGUGACUACUGCAGACAUCCGGAGACAGGCCAUGAAGGUGAAGAGAGCCAGAAAGAGACUGGCGGAGGCCUUGGAGGAAGACAGGCUUGCCAAGCUGGCAGAGAACAUAAGGGAUUGA